This is a messenger RNA of Merops nubicus (carmine bee-eater), 1374 nucleotides long. RefSeq names its product nudix (nucleoside diphosphate linked moiety X)-type motif 12 (gene NUDT12). Gene Ontology annotation, molecular function: NADH pyrophosphatase activity. Lineage: Eukaryota; Metazoa; Chordata; Aves; Coraciiformes; Meropidae. The record is from RefSeq and is a predicted model, not a curated record. Gene Ontology annotation, cellular component: cytosol. Gene Ontology annotation, biological process: NAD+ catabolic process; NADP+ catabolic process.
AUGACAGAGUUUGAAAAGAACCUCCGUCAGGACACGAUUUAUCAGCUGCAUAAUUCUGCUGCUAUUGGAGAUACAGCUGAACUGAAAGCAUUGCUUGGUCAUUCUCCAUCACUUACUAAUGUUGCUGCAGAAAACAGUUGGAUAGCCCUAAAAUAUGGUGCCAGAAAUGGACACUUUGAGGUUGUAUAGAUUCUUCUUGAAGAAGGGUAAGCUUGUGGCAGGUCCAUUAUUAAUAAAUCUAAGAAAACGGCAGACAUUGCUAAAUUUGGGGGUUACAACCACAUAGCUAAUUUGUAGGCUAUUGUGAAGGGAAGAUAGGGACCUAAUUUUCUGUCAAAUGAAGUGAAAGGAAAUAAAAAUUAUUUUGGCUUGACACUUCUGGACAGAAGGUGUGAUAAAAGAAAGGAUUCCAAGUAGCUAAGCAAAAAACAAAGACACCCAACUACAGUAUACAUCCACUUCUCAAAUCUAAGUCGUUUGGUUACUUUGUCUGGAGGAACAGAGAGCUCCCAGCAGCCAGAAGUAAAGCUCUGCAGGCUGUACCACAACUAUGUGGAGCAGUGCCUGAAGCAAACUGGAGAAAGCACCUUGAUUUUUCUUGGGCUUGAAUCUGAGUUCUACAUGAACCCAUUGGCUGCUCACAAUGGAGGAGUUCUGCAAGAUGAUGAAGGGUGCGUGCUAGUUGUUUGGUUUGCUCUUAGUGUAGGUUCUGCUGAGAAAUUUAAACAGAGGUAAGAGGAUUACUUUCUUGACCCACCAAUGCUGGCACUACUGCAGCUACCUGAAAAAGAAGCUGUAGUAGUAUCUCAGGCUAGAUCUGUUCUAGCAGAGAUGCACAGUCGUUACCUAUUCUGCCCAACAGGUGGGAGUGCAACCAAGAUUCAGGAAGGGGGUUACAAGAAAACUUGCUUAAAAGAAGGUUGUCGCAGUCUCCAAGGUGCUCACAACACAUCAUAUCCAAGAGCUGAUCCUGUUCUGAUAAUGCAAGUCAUCCAUCGAGACAGGAACCAGUGUCUUUUAGGUGGGCAUAAGCUUAGCUGUCUUACUGGCUUUGUAGAACCUGGUGAAACAUGCUGUAUAAGAGAAGCAGAAGAGGAGGCUGGAGUCAGAGUUGGCCAUGUUCAGUACGUCUCUUGUCAGCCAUGGCCGAUGCCUUCCUCCCUAAUGAUUGGCUGCUUAGGUGUUGCAGUGUCUGCAGAAAUUGAAGCUGACAAGAAUGAAAGAGAGGAUGCCUGCUGGUUCACUAAAGAAGAGAUUGUGAAAGUUCUCAUUAAAGGAAACCUGUGUGCUUUCUUUGUACCACCAAGUCGAGUUAUUGCAUAUCACUUGAGAGAAUACUGAACUGGAAUGAAUGCUAAUCUCUCAUUUCUAUAA